Messenger RNA from Cucurbita maxima (winter squash), 1181 nucleotides. RefSeq names its product AT-hook motif nuclear-localized protein 23-like. Gene Ontology annotation, molecular function: minor groove of adenine-thymine-rich DNA binding; DNA-binding transcription factor activity. NCBI's taxonomy places the organism in Eukaryota, Viridiplantae, Streptophyta, Magnoliopsida, Cucurbitales, Cucurbitaceae. The transcript has a single exon. Gene Ontology annotation, cellular component: nucleus. The record is from RefSeq and is a predicted model, not a curated record. The coding region runs from base 236 to 1003 and encodes 255 amino acids.
CUUCUUCGUCUCCAUUAAGCCAUUGGCGUUCUUAUAGUUUUAUAUAUAUACAUAUAUAUAUAUAUAUGUUCCCUGAAUUAAACAAACCCAACCAGGAACAGUAUUUUUCUCUACAUUUCAGUGCUCUUAAUUUUUUUUAAAAAAAUUCCUCUUUUUUAAUAUUUUUCAUAGUUUUCUGUUGUUGUUUUUUUUUUUUUUUUGGUUGUGUUUUUAAUAAGAUUGAGUGUAUCAAUCCAUGGCUGGUUUGGAUUUAGGCAAUCGCUAUAUUCACCAACUUCAAAGACCUGAUUUCAACCUUCAUCACCCGCACCACCACCCCGACACUCAAUCUGAUCAUGAAGACGAAUCAGAUCAGCCGUUGGAUUUCGUCUCCGCCGCCACUGACAUGGCGGUCUCUCGCCGUCCCCGUGGCCGUCCAGCUGGCUCCAAAAACAAACCCAAGCCCCCGGUUAUCAUUACCCGGGAAAGCGCCAAUACCCUAAGGGCUCAUAUUUUUGAAGUUGGAAGCGGCUGCGAUGUCUUUGAUAGCAUCGCCAUCUACGCCCGCCGCCGUCAACGGGGGAUAUGCAUCUUGAAUGCCAACGGAAUGGUAACUAAUCUCAACUUACGCCAACCGACGGGGACCGGUGCUGUCUUAAACCUACAAGGGAGGUUCGAGAUAUUAUCGCUUACCGGAUCUUUCCUACCGCCGCCUGCUCCUCCCGGCGCUACUAGUUUGACCAUAUAUUUAGCGGGUGGUCAAGGGCAAGUCGUCGGUGGGAAUGUUGUCGGAGAGUUGGUGGCAGCCGGGCCAGUAACUGUCAUCGUCGCAUCGUUUGCAAAUGUAGCAUACGAGAGACUCCCACUCGAAGAACAAGAACAAGAACAAGAACAAGAUCAGAUGCAGCCACCAACGUCGGAGGGCGGUGGAGGCAGGGGAGGCCCAUUUCCAGAUCCAUCUUCAGGGCUUCCUUUCUUCAAUUUGCCUCUAAAUAUGCCGAACCACAUUCAGCUACCAUUCUAACAAAUCUAUUGUUGAUGUUGGUGUUGAUGUUCAUGGGAGACUCCAAAUUAAAGGUUAGAACUUUGAGAAGAUUUCAUGGAAUUCAAUUAAUAUUAUAGUUUCUUCUAUCUUCAUCUUUCUUCACUCUUUUCUACUUUUCAAUCGUGUAUCAUUUCUGGGUAACUCUUCUUUCAUGUUA